GCUCGAGCUCCGCGGGCGGGAAGCACCAAGGACCGGGGAAGCCCCGGCAGGCGCACGGCAGCGCCUUGCCUCACCUAAGGGGGCCGCGGCGAGGGUCCCCGGAGACCGGGGCGCCACCGGGCGCGACGACCCGGGCCAGGCUCCUGGGAGAGAAGGCGCAGGCCCCUCCUCCGCCGCCGCCGGGCCGCCUCCCACCUCCACCGGGGCCGCCGUGGGAAGAGGCACCUGUGCGUCCCGGUGCGCGCGCGCCUGUGCGCCCGGUGUUCCUGCGGGGCGAGCCGGGGCAGCGCCCCUGGACGGGCGCAGGUGGGGUUCCUCCGGAGCGCGACGUCCGCUGCUGUCGCCGCCGGCGUCCCCGGCUGCCACCGGGUCUCCAGGACCGUGCCGCCGGCGCUGGGGGAGGAGCGGCUGCGGACCGGGCACCAUGAACAGCGGCGGCGCCAACAUCACCUACGCCAGCCGCAAGCGGCGGAAGCCGGUACAGAAAACAGUAAAACUGAUUCCGGCUGAAGGAAUCAAGUCAAAUCCUUCCAAGAGACACAGAGACCGGCUGAACACGGAGCUGGACCGCUUGGCUAGCCUGCUGCCUUUCCCACAGGAUGUUAUCAACAAGCUGGACAAACUGUCUGUGCUGAGGCUCAGCGUCAGCUACCUGAGGGCCAAGAGCUUCUUUGAUGUUGCAUUAAAGUCCUCCCCUGUGGACAGAAAUGGAGGCCAGGAUAACUGCAGACCAAAACUUGGAGAAGGCCUGAACUUGCAAGAAGGAGAAUUCUUACUUCAGGCACUGAAUGGUUUCGUGCUGGUUGUCACCGUAGAUGCUUUGGUCUUUUAUGCUUCUUCUACUAUACAAGAUUACCUGGGGUUUCAGCAGUCUGAUGUCAUACAUCAGAGUGUGUAUGAACUUAUCCAUACCGAGGACCGGGCUGAAUUCCAGCGUCAGCUACACUGGGCGUUAAACCCUUCAUCUGGCACAGACCCUGGACAGGGCGCUGAUGAAACUCAUGCUCUCGCUCAGCCAGUCUAUUACAGCCCAGACCAGCUUCCCCCAGAAAACUCGUCCUUCAUGGAGAGGUGCUUCAUAUGCCGGCUGAGGUGUCUGCUGGAUAACUCCUCAGGGUUCCUGGCGAUGAACUUCCAGGGGAGGCUAAAAUAUCUUCACGGACAGAACAAAAAAGGAAAGGAUGGCUCAGUGCUUCCACCCCAGCUGGCUUUGUUUGCCAUAGCUACUCCCCUUCAGCCACCAUCCAUCCUUGAAAUCCGAACCAAAAAUUUCAUCUUUAGAACCAAACACAAGCUAGACUUCACACCUACUGGCUGUGAUGCUAAAGGCCAGAUUGUCCUGGGCUACACGGAGGCCGAGCUGUGCAUGAGAGGGUCUGGGUAUCAGUUUAUCCACGCUGCUGACAUGCUGUACUGUGCCGAGUCCCAUGUCCGGAUGAUUAAGACAGGAGAAAGUGGCCUAGCAGUUUUCAGGCUUCUUACGAAAGAUAAUCGAUGGACCUGGGUCCAGUCUAAUGCACGCUUUAUCUAUAAGAAUGGAAGACCAGAUUUUAUCAUCGCAACUCAGAGACCCCUAACAGACGAAGAAGGCAGAGAGCAUUUACGAAAACGAAAUUUGAAGUUGCCUUUCAUGUUCGCCACUGGCGAAGCUGUGCUGUAUGAGGUGACCAGCCCUUUUCCUCCCAUCAUGGAUCCCCUGCCAAUAAGGACUCAAAGUGGCGCAGGUGGGAAGGACCCAGCUACCAAGCUGACUCCGAGCAAGGAUUCUCUCCACCCCAGCUCCCUCCUGUGUGCCCUGAUGCAGCAGGAUGAGUCUGUUUACCUCUACCCUCCUUCGAGUUCAGCGCCUUUUGAGAGGAGCUUUUUUACGGACCCUCUGAGCGAAUGCAGAAACUGGCAGGGCAGCAUUACAUCUGUGGGCAGUGGCAGUGUCCUGAAACACGAGCAGGUUGGUCAGUCUCAGGAAGCAAACCACGCAUUCUCGGGAGGUCCCCCGGGGCUCUUGCCAGAUAAUAAAAACAGUGAGUUGUACAACAUUAUGAGGAGCCUUGGUGUAGACUUUGAAGAUUUCAAGCACAUGCAGAACGAGGAGUUUUUCGGCACUGACCUUCCUGCAGAGGUGGACUUCGGAGACAUUGACAUAACCGAUGAGAUCCUGACGUUCGUCCAGGAGUCUCUCAACAAGUCCCCCUUGGUGAGCCCAGGUUACCAGCCUCCGCCCGCCGCAGCCCUCAACUCAAGCUGCAUGGUGCAGGGACACCCACAGCUCGGACAGCCCCCACAGCCACCGUGUCCCCCGGAGCAGGUGGUAGUGGAGCCACAGCAACAGCUGUGCCAGAAAUUGGAACACAUGCAAGUCAACAGCAUGUUCGCCAACUGGGGUGCUAACCAGCCGCUGCCUUUCACCUGUGCCCAGCGAGACCUGCAGUCCUACGACAUCUUCACAGACGUGCGCACAGCAGACCAGACGUUUCCCUACACGUCGGAGGUGCAUGCUGUGCCUUACACACAGAACUUUGUUCCUUGUGAUCAGGCGGCCCCGCCACAGCACAAGCAUGCUCAGUUGGACUUGCCUAUGGGGAGUUUUGACUCAUCCUCCUACCCAAGUACCUCGAACCUAGAAGAUUUUGUCACUUGUUUACAAGCUCCUGAUGGACACCUGGGUGCAGUGAAUCCACAGUCAGCCAUGGUAACUCCUCAGGCGUGUUAUGCUGGGGCUGUGUCGAUGUACCAGUGCCAGCCAGGACCUGCACACACCCUGGUGGGACAGAUGCAGUGCGACCCACCGGUCCCAGGCCCUCCGGCAUUUUUGAACAACUUUCAGAAUGGAGGAGUGCUAAAUGAGACAUACCCUGCCGAAUUGCAUGACGUAAAUAGCACCGUGUCCAACACACACCUCCCGCCGCUGCACCACCCGGCCGAAGCCAGACCUUUCCCCGAUUUGACAUCCAGUGGUCUACUGUGAUUCCAAGUCCAGUGUGUGCCUCGGUUUUGUGGACAGAAGUAGCUUGUGAGGGACUAGAGAGUCAUGAGAUGGUCAGCGCUGGACAGGAGCAGGUCCACCUGGAGGGCACUGAUGCGUGCCUGGCGUCUGCCCUGAGUCCACACCAAGUUUUCCUUUCUGUUUUCUGAAAAAGGAGUUUAAGAAACACCACCGACAUUUCAGGUGUUAGAGUGAGCAAAAUGGAACACGUGCAACUCUGGAGUCGCAGGAUACCGUCUGUCACGUGGCUCUCAGUGCCACAAGGACUUGAAGCUGUUCAAUUUGGAAACUUCCUUUGAAUUAUUCAUGUCGGGAUCAAAAUGAACAACUUUGAGUUUUGGACCUCCGGUCUGUUAGUGCACCAAAUACAAAGUUACAAAAUAUACCCAUUGCUCUGUCAUUUUAGCCUCUGCUUUUGUGUCAGAUGUUAAAGUAAGUGGUUUGGUGCUUUCCCCCUUCACUGUUAAUCUAAGUGCCUCACAUUUUUUUUUUCUACCUGUAACACCAUCGGAUGUAUAUUUUAUAUAAAAUAAUACUUUUCUUGUUUAAUUGCAUUCUUUCGGCACUCAAAUAUAUUUGUAUUUUCUAAAUUCAGUUGGUUUUUUUAAUUGAUUCAGGCAUAUUUAACUGCACUACUUAACCUCUUUUUUUCAGGUAAGAGGCAAAUAUGAUUGAAAAGAUGAUUAUUUAUUAUGUUAUCUAGUUGCUUCUAGACCAUAAAUGUUGCUAUGUGCCUUACAGUUGAAACAAAUUGAAGGUCCAAGUUACUUCUUAACUGUAUAAAGUUUCACAGAGCAGCACUUAGUGUCACGGUGAUUCCAGAAGGAGGAGAUGGCCCUGUGACCCUGCACGCAGUCUCCGUGAUGGGGGCUGCAUGUUGCGGUAGAGAAAGCUGGCUGCACAAGGCGACCAGACUUGUUGGAAAAAUGCAGUGAAAAGCAGCAUUGUUUAGCAUGGCACUCAUUUCAGUGUAUAUGAACUGUCUUGGAAUACUGUUUUAAAUCCAUAAUCUUUUAUGAUAUAUUAUGUUGACUUUAUAAAAUUUCACUUCUUGAACAGUGGAAACUAUUUAUUUUCUCAUAUUUGAGGAAUAUUAAGAUUGAUGCUAACGAUUUUGGUGCAAAGCAUUGUAAUGAGUGAAGUGGAUGGUGCAUUGUAUAGGUAAGAUGAACAAAAUUAUAUGUAAAUCAUUCAUCGGAAAAUAGAGCCAUGUCUUAUAUAGGCACAUACAUGGUUCAUCUUGGCUCUGCUUAGUUUAUCAGUGUGUCUUUUCCAAGAAAUUAAUGACUGCUUUUUUUAAGUUAAGAGAAAGAGAAGCACACAGUUUACCUUCAAACAUAAUGUGGUUUUACGCUGUCAAAACCCUUAUUAAGAAUAAAGCAAAUUAUUACUUACUCUAGCAACUUUUCUGAUCUCAGAUGAUUAAAAAGCAAAAAAAAAAAAAUUAUACCUUCUGUUGUUCUGUUGUUUAAACAAGACAUCCAGAAGACCUGGAUGUAUUUGUUUGUACUGUUCAAAAGCUGAUGGAAUCCCAAAUUGAGAGGUAGUGUUAUAACGUUUUCAUUUCUUAGUAAACUGAUGUACAUAAAAGUGACUGCAGACAAAAAUCUGAGCUCUGAAUAGAAUGAAACACAUGGGCAGCGUAGGAAAGAACUUGUCUAAAAACAUUUCAUAAUUCGUAGCAUGAAGUGUCCCCAGGGAUUUAGACCUGAGUUCUAGGUUUCUAGUCUCGUUCUGCGUUUAAACUUUUUGUUGAAAGCCUUUAUUUAGCCAUCUGUGUUGGUCUCUUCCACAUGGUAGCAUUGUUGAGUGGAGAUCAUAAGGCUUUUAAAAUUGUGAAUAGUAUGACGAUUAUAUGACUUAUAAGGUUAAAAUUCCUAAGCAAUAUAUUUUUACCUACAUAAGAUAGCUAAAGUUAUCAGAGAAUAAUAAAAUCAUACUAAACCAAAUAUACCUUUGUCUAUAUUGCCAAGUGCCAAGCAAAGAAAGCUUUGUAGACUGCUGUGCCGAGGGCUUGACCUUCAGAUGAAGGGCAUGCAGCGAGAUGUGUCUGCUUUGAGCUCUCAGCCAGGUGGCUUUUGGAGUGCUGGAGACUUGGCAGUGUCCUAGUGUGUUACGGAGCCUCGCUCAUGACUAUGCUAUGCACAGACUUGUGUUUUCAGUAUUAUUAAGUUUUAGGUAAACAUUUCCAUGUUUUUUUCUCUUUUUUCUUCACAAUGUUACUGCUUACAUAUGCCAUGCAUAGAUUCUUGUUUAAAAUACAAUUUACAGUCUUUAUUA
This is a messenger RNA of Ochotona curzoniae (black-lipped pika), 5263 nucleotides long. RefSeq names its product aryl hydrocarbon receptor (gene AHR). Gene Ontology annotation, cellular component: nucleus; aryl hydrocarbon receptor complex. Gene Ontology annotation, biological process: regulation of transcription by RNA polymerase II. The record is from RefSeq and is a predicted model, not a curated record. The transcript is spliced from 11 exons. The coding region runs from base 425 to 2965 and encodes 846 amino acids. Gene Ontology annotation, molecular function: transcription cis-regulatory region binding; nuclear receptor activity; protein dimerization activity. NCBI's taxonomy places the organism in Eukaryota, Metazoa, Chordata, Mammalia, Lagomorpha, Ochotonidae.